Molecule: messenger RNA, 540 nt
Organism: Candidozyma duobushaemuli
Lineage: Eukaryota; Fungi; Ascomycota; Pichiomycetes; Serinales; Metschnikowiaceae
Exons: 1
Coding region: 1-540 (179 amino acids)
Source: RefSeq, a predicted model, not a curated record
AUGCCCUUGGUCAAAUACGAUGAAAUCCUCUUCAAUGCUACAACAACCGCUGUCUCUGAAAUCGAGGAAAGUCUUCAGGAAGCAGAGCGACUCUUCGCCUUGCUCUUGAUGAUCUUCUACAUUACCUUUGUGUUUCUCGUGCUGGGAGCAGUCGGACUCGGCAUCUAUGUCUGUAUUGAGAGACUCAUCGAUAAUCGUCGCCUUCAAAGAGAUGCAAAGAUAUACGGAGACCCUAUGGGCAGAAGGGCACCAAAGAGAGUGAUGGUGGGCAAAUGGUUCUACAAACAAAGCGACUCUGCAUCCAUUGAAGAGCUCAAUUCUGAGGAAGCCUAUGAACUUAUGGCCGCUGAGGGCCUCAUAGUGCCUGAAGAGGCUCAUGCUAGGCGACCGAGAGGUGGAACCAUUGUUGACCCACCUGGUAGCCGAUCCGUUGGUCACUUUCCACAGCAACAGGGCUUUGUAGCAGCUUAUGUAACAGACGAGGACCCUGAUGAACUCGAAAAAUUACAUAGCUCCUUACUGACGUCGAAUAUUACGUGA